Brienomyrus brachyistius is the source of this 1264-nucleotide messenger RNA. RefSeq names its product olfactory receptor 5AC2-like. The record is from RefSeq and is a predicted model, not a curated record. Gene Ontology annotation, biological process: G protein-coupled receptor signaling pathway. Gene Ontology annotation, molecular function: olfactory receptor activity; G protein-coupled receptor activity. Gene Ontology annotation, cellular component: membrane. Bases 62 to 1033 code for a protein of 323 amino acids. The transcript has 2 exons. NCBI's taxonomy places the organism in Eukaryota, Metazoa, Chordata, Actinopteri, Osteoglossiformes, Mormyridae.
GCUUCAUUUUCGCUGGUCAGCACCGACUGUAUUAUAGGCAACAUAAAGGCUGUAGAAAAAGAUGUCUCAUGUAACCAAGGAGAUGGGAAACACAUCGGCAGUGACAUCUUUCAUACUGACUGGCUAUUCUGAAAUGGAAACGUUGGCACAGUUGUAUUUCUCUGUUUUCUUUAUUUUGUACAUCUGCAUCCUUGUCAGCAAUUCAGUUCUUAUUGGAGUCAUUUACACUGUAAAACUGCUGCAUGAACCUAUGCAUUUACACAUAUGUAACCUGAUGUGUAACGGACUGUAUGGUAGCACAAGCCUGUUCCCUUUUCUCCUCAAACAUUUGUCAUCGCAAUCUCACGAGGUAUCAGUCGCUGGUUGCUUAGCACAGGUGUUUUGUUUACAUACCUUUUCCAUAACUGAAUUUACUAUUUUGGCUGUAAUGAGUUACGACCGGUACAUCGCCAUUUGUUACCCAUUACAAUAUCACAGUAUCAUGUCUGCUAGAAGACUGCGUUCUCUCCUUGCAUUUUCUUGGUGUUAUCCCUUUGUUACAUUCGGCUUGUAUUUCGUACUAACUGUACGACUCACAUUCUGCAGUAGAGUCAUAUUUAAAGUAUACUGUGCCAAUUUUUUUGUGCUGAAACUCUCCUGCAAUGAUAUAACGGUUAACAAUGUUAUUGGUCUUUUAACAAUUGGCGUCUUUAUAUUACCCCAGGUUAUAACUAUCCUCUUCUCCUACACUCAGAUACUCAUAAUCUGUAUGCAUUCAGGUGCAGAAUCUCAGGGCAAAGCCCUUCGUACCUGUGGACCGCACUUAUUGGCAGUCAUCAAUUAUUGCGUUGGCUGCCUUUUUGAAGUGAUUCAGAGCAGGUUUAACAUGAGUCACAUGCCUUACGAAGCUUAUACCUUCCUGUCGCUGUACUUUUUGAUUUUCCCUCCGCUGUUAAACCCUGUUAUUUAUGGAGUGAGCAUCCGGACCAUAAGAAUCCAAAUCAUCUGCCUGUUCAGAGGCAAAAGUAGGCUGUCACCAGUGGUUAAAAAAUAGAAUGUGCAGUGUGAGUUUUCUAUUAUGUUGCUAUCUGGAAACGUUUAAUUGCCAGUAUGUAUCGCAGAACAGUUAAAAUCCAGUUACCGGGAGCUCAGUCAAGCCGUAUGCUAAAGUGCUGAUGUUGGUUCAUGGUGUUUAUAGGCCUUGUAGAACUGCUGUUUUCCAGUUUAUUUGCUGAACAUGUUAUACUUGAAUGCAAAAUUCUAAAUCUGUAUAAUACUCUGUGUA